AUGAGCGCAGUACAAGUUUCCAGUGUUCCAGUGACGAGCCAUGAAUCUGGUAUCAAGCCAUUUUUUGACCAGAAGAUUCAGGAAACGGAGAUCAAGAUCAGAGAGAAGACAGCGAAUUUGCGGAGACUAGAGGCGCAGAGGAAUACACUUAACGACAAGGUGAGGUUCAUAAAAGAUGAAUUGAGGCUUCUACAGGAGAGUGGAUCGUAUGUGGGCGAGGUGGUGAAAGUUAUCAGUGAGAAGAAGGUGCUAGUGAAGGUGCAGCCGGAGGGGAAGUACAUUGUUGAUGUGGCGAAGGACAUCAACGUGAAGGACUUGAACGUAUCACAGCGUGUUUGUUUGAAGAGCGACUCGUACCAAUUGCAUAAAGUGUUAGAGAACAAGGUAGAUCCAUUGGUCUCACUCAUGAUGGUGGAGAAAGUGCCCGAUUCUACGUACGACAUGGUUGGUGGGUUGACGAAACAGAUUAAAGAGAUCAAGGAAGUGAUUGAGCUUCCAGUGAAGCAUCCGGAGCUCUUUGAGAGUCUUGGGAUUGCGCAGCCCAAGGGUGUUAUAUUGUACGGGCCCCCAGGUACCGGUAAGACGCUAUUGGCGAGGGCGGUGGCACAUCACACAGACUGUAAGUUCAUCAGGGUGAGUGGUGCGGAGUUGGUGCAGAAAUACAUUGGUGAAGGUUCGCGUAUGGUGCGUGAACUUUUCGUGAUGGCGCGUGAGCACGCGCCCUCCAUCAUCUUCAUGGACGAGAUCGAUUCCAUCGGCUCGAGCCGUGUGGAGGGCUCCGGGGGCGGUGACUCCGAAGUGCAAAGAACCAUGUUGGAAUUGUUGAACCAGUUGGACGGUUUCGAAACCUCGAAAAACAUCAAAAUCAUCAUGGCCACCAACAGACUAGACAUAUUGGACCCUGCAUUGCUCAGACCCGGAAGAAUCGACAGGAAGAUCGAGUUCCCACCGCCAACAGUCGCCGCAAGAACCGAAAUCCUCAGGAUCCACUCCAGAAAGAUGAACUUGACCCGCGGUAUCAACUUGCGCAAAGUCGCAGAAAAGAUGAACGGAUGCUCCGGAGCUGACGUCAAGGGUGUCUGCACAGAGGCUGGUAUGUACGCACUAAGGGAAAGAAGAAUUCACGUGACACAAGAGGACUUCGAGCUUGCUGUCGCAAAGGUCAUGAACAAGAACGACGAAACCGCUAUCUCCGUCGCAAAGUUGUUCAAGUAA
Messenger RNA from Kluyveromyces marxianus DMKU3-1042, 1215 nucleotides. RefSeq names its product proteasome regulatory particle base subunit RPT6 (gene RPT6). Lineage: Eukaryota; Fungi; Ascomycota; Saccharomycetes; Saccharomycetales; Saccharomycetaceae. The coding region runs from base 1 to 1215 and encodes 404 amino acids. Gene Ontology annotation, biological process: proteasome-mediated ubiquitin-dependent protein catabolic process. The transcript has a single exon. Gene Ontology annotation, molecular function: ATP binding; proteasome-activating activity; ATP hydrolysis activity. Gene Ontology annotation, cellular component: proteasome regulatory particle, base subcomplex. The record is from RefSeq and is a predicted model, not a curated record.